CGCCCGCCCGACACAACAAAAACGCUCCCGGUCCAACUUCGUUGAUUUUUAAUUGUAAACAAAUUUAAUAAAUAAUAGAGGUAGCUACUUGACUGAGGAACUACACGAAAAUCUCAACUGGUGGACGCUCUUUAAAAGCUUAUCACUCUCAGGCGUCCCUUGCUUUUAUUAAUUGCGAGGAACGCGCCUUCCAGUUUAAUUCAAUUUGUGAUAAAAGAGACGCAACUCCCGAGAUACAAUCAACAAUCAGCAGGCAUUUAGAAGAGCAACAAAAUGUGCGACGAAGCCGCUGCGGAUCAUCAAGAUCAUCAUGUCCAUUUCGAUGCUUCUUCGGUCAAGUCCGAUGGCUUUGAGUCGGACAGCUGUGUGACAUAUCAGCGCUCGGGCGACACGAUCGCCGUCAGUCUGGGCUUUCUGCAGAUCAGUCAUCGCUAUCUGAUUGACCUGAAGCUGCCGACAACGGUGUUUGGCAACACGGGAGCGCCGGGCAGCAAGUUCGUGCCGGUGGUGAGCGCCACACCGAAUCUGCACUGCCGGAUAACGGAGUUCGCUGGCACCAAGCACGACGAGCAUGACUUCUUCGAGAUGAAGAUCGAGUUCUUUGCCUACAAGGAGAAGCUGCUGCGCGAGGUGCUGCACAUUGUCAGCGCGAGCAAUGCCAAGGAGCUGCUGCAGCUGGUGAUUGCCGCCCGGGUGCUGGGCAAGGGCAAGGGAACGCCCAUGCUGCGCACGGGCAUCCACUGCAUCGGCGUGGAGCGGGACGACGACGAAUCGGAGGCCUCGGACUUUGCGGGCUUCGACAACAGGCCCUAGAGGAGAGGAGCGGACAGCCGCAAUUUGUUUUCGUAGUUAAUUGCAGAGAUAUUUACGUAGUUCUUAAGUAAACGAAACGAAGCAAAGAAUAAUUCUAAAAUUAUAUAUGAACUAACUCUAAGUCUUGCCUGCACGGUAACGUAACCAAUCAAUCAAUCAACCAAGCAACCAAGCAACCAAUCAACCAACCCAACCAAUCGUAUGUGAAACUCAUAGAGCAUUUGCAUUUAGAUUUCGGUUUCAAUUUUGUUUGUUGUACUUAAAGUUUUGACUCGCAAGAACCCGACUGGCGGCAAUGUUCACCCACUCAGCUCGGGUUCACGCGCAUUUUUGUGUUGUCCAAGAAAGUAAAUCAAGUUUUCAUGGAAAGUUUUCAAGUCUAAUGUGAAAAUACAUUGAAAAUCUGUUGAACUGAACUCGGUACGUCUCAAAGCUAUAAGACAGUAUGUAUGCCACAAAGAAUACGUAAUUUAUGUAUUAUAUAUUGUAGAAACGAGUAAACAUUUCGGAGAACCUCAACAACUGUCUUCUAGCUGCGAGACGCGCUGUAAAUGUGUCAUUCAUUUUGUCGUACUCAUGCCCCAAAUGUACUUUAAUCAAUCAAUGGAACAACUAACACUUCAAACAGACCAAACCGCAAGCCUUUUUCAAAAUGUGUAUAGAAUAAAUAAGAAAUUUUAAAUGCGACUAUGUGCGCAGACCCAAGGCCAACUCGUGGUGCACCCUCUCACCUCAACUAAAACCCACGUAAAGCAUUAAACGAACAACAGAGAACAUAAUUUUAAAUGAAUCAGAUUAGGCCAACAGUAUCCUUAGUAUGUUUACUUGUAUUUAGCAAUGGGUUAGCAAUUUUGAUAACAUUUUUGCACUGUCGAAUGUAUCUAUAGAUCAGGCCUCGGCACGGCCCUAUCUAAAGGGUGUAGGACAAGGCGCUUGUCAAGCAGAGCUUCGUGUGGCUUCGCCAAUGCGACUUCGGCACAUGCAUGAAGCAAUUAUAUGGCAAUUAUCUAUAUAGCCCGGCUCGGCACCCAUACCCUGUCAUGUUCGCAGUGAGCUUGUGUGUGUUUCAACACGAAAUAAUAUCAGCAUCAACCACGAAUAGUUUCGUGCAGUGUAAACCGGUUUCGGCGUAGCCAUGUUCGGUUUUUUAGCCACACACACACAUGAGGAUGCUGCAAUUAUUAUUAUUAUCUAUAGUAUAGAUAGAUGAUGACGCACGGCGAUCAGUCAGUCAGUCAGCAAUUUGAUUUUGUAAAUUCCAAUUCUACACAAAUCCCAAUUCAAAUGGGAGCUCAAUUCUGUACUAAGUAUUUACAAACAUGUGUAUGUAUUUGUGUGUGUGUUUAGGCCAGCAAAAAUAAAAAGAAUCGUUGAGAAUACCGA
Messenger RNA from Drosophila subobscura, 2196 nucleotides. RefSeq names its product UPF0687 protein C20orf27 homolog. Lineage: Eukaryota; Metazoa; Arthropoda; Insecta; Diptera; Drosophilidae. The transcript is spliced from 2 exons. The record is from RefSeq and is a predicted model, not a curated record. The coding region runs from base 274 to 813 and encodes 179 amino acids.